CCUCGGCUGCGAGAUAGGUGGGGGGAGGGGAGGGGAGAGCCCGAGCGCUGGAGUUGGUGCUGGGAAACCCGGGGCUAAUGUUGACAACAGGCUCGAGAUUGUCCUGGGUAACAUAAUGCCAGCUGAGCGUAAAAAGCCAGCAAGUAUGGAAGAAAAAGAAUCUUUGCUAAACAACAAGGAAAAAGACUGCGGUGAAAGACGGCCAGUGAACAGCAGGGAAAAACCAAAAGAAGAGAUCAAGCUCACUGCCAAGAAGGAGGUUAUUAAGGUCCCUGAAGAUAAAAAGAAGAAACUGGAAGAAGAAAAGAGAAAAAAAGAAGACAAAGAACGUAAGAAAAAAGAAGAAGAAAAGGUGAAGGUAGAGGAGGAAUUGAAGAAAAAAGAGGAAGAAGAAAAAAAGAAACAUGACGAAGAAGAGAGAAAGAAGCAGGAAGAGCAGGCUAAACGACAGCAAGAGGAAGAAGCUGCUCAGCUGAAAGAGAAGGAGGAAUCCCUUCAGCUUCAUCAGGAAGCUUGGGAACGACAUCAGUUAAGGAAGGAACUUCGUAGCAAAAACCAAAAUGCUCCAGACAAUCGACCAGAGGAAAAUUUCUUUAGCCGACUAGACUCAAGUUUGAAGAAAAAUACCGCUUUUGUCAAGAAACUAAAAACUAUUACAGAACAACAGAGAGACUCCUUGUCCCAUGAUUUUAAUGGCCUAAAUUUAAGCAAAUACAUUGCAGAAGCUGUAGCUUCUAUUGUGGAAGCAAAGCUAAAAAUAUCUGAUGUGAAUUGUGCUGUGCACUUAUGCUCUCUCUUUCACCAGCGCUAUGCCGACUUUGCCCCGUCACUUCUUCAGGUUUGGAAAAAACAUUUUGAAGCAAGGAAAGAAGAGAAAACACCUAACAUUACCAAAUUAAGAACUGAUUUGCGUUUCAUUGCAGAAUUGACCAUAGUUGGGAUUUUCACUGACAAGGAAGGUCUGUCUGUAAUCUACGAACAGCUAAAAAAUAUUAUUAAUGCUGAUCGAGAAUCCCAUACUCAUGUUUCUGUGGUGAUAAGUUUUUGUCGACAUUGUGGAGAUGAUAUUGCUGGACUUGUACCAAGGAAAGUAAAGAGUGCUGCGGAGAAGUUUAAUUUGACUUUUCCUCCUAGUGAGAUAAUUAGUCCAGAGAAACAACAACCUUUCCAGAAUCUUUUAAAAGAAUACUUUACGUCUUUGACCAAACACCUGAAAAGGGACCACAGGGAGCUACAGAAUACUGAGAGACAAAACAGGCGUAUUCUACAUUCUAAAGGGGAGCUAAGUGAAGAUAGACAUAAACAGUAUGAGGAAUUUGCUAUGUCUUAUCAGAAGCUGCUGGCAAAUUCUCAGUCCUUAGCAGACCUUUUGGAUGAAAAUAUGCCAGAUCUUCCUCAGGACAAACCAACACCAGAAGAGCAUGGGCCUGGAAUUGAUAUAUUUACGCCUGGUAAACCUGGAGAAUAUGACUUGGAAGGUGGUAUAUGGGAAGAUGAAGAUGCUCGGAAUUUUUAUGAAAACCUCAUUGAUUUGAAGGCUUUUGUUCCAGCCAUCUUGUUUAAAGAUAAUGAAAAAAGUUGCCAGAAUAAAGAGUCCAACAAAGAUGAUUCCAAAGAGGCAAAAGACCUUAAGGAUAAUAAAGAGGUAACAAAUCCUGAUGAUUUGGAACUUGAGUUGGAGAACCUAGAAAUUAAUGAUGACACCUUGGAGCUAGAGGGUACGGAUGAAGCUGAAGAUCUUACAAAGAAACUUCUUGAUGAGCAAGAAUUAUCAGCUUUACUUGAAAGAGCUGUUGGACAAACUGUGGUUAUUCAAACUUGGGCAGCAAUGGAUUUUUGCAUGAACAUGAACACAAAAGCAAAUAGGAAGAAGCUGGUCCGGGCACUCUUCAUAGUUCCCAGACAAAGGUUGGAUUUGCUACCCUUUUAUGCAAGAUUGGUUGCUACAUUGCAUCCCUGCAUGUCUGAUGUAGCAGAGGACCUUUGUUCCAUGCUGAGGGGGGAUUUCAGAUUCCAUGUACGAAAAAAGGACCAGAUCAAUAUUGAAACAAAGAACAAAACCGUUCGUUUUAUUGGAGAACUAACUAAGUUUAAGAUGUUCACAAAAAAUGAUACUUUACAUUGUUUAAAGAUGCUUCUGUCAGACUUUUCCCAUCACCAUAUUGAAAUGGCAUGUACCCUCCUGGAAACAUGUGGAAGAUUUCUUUUCAGAUCUCCAGAAUCUCACUUGAGGACCAGUGUACUUUUGGAACAAAUGAUGAGAAAGAAACAAGCAAUGCAUCUCGAUGCAAGAUACGUCACAAUGGUGGAGAAUGCAUAUUACUAUUGCAACCCACCUCCAGCUGAAAAAACAGUGAAAAAGAAACGUCCUCCUCUCCAGGAAUAUGUCCGGAAACUUUUGUACAAGGAUCUCUCCAAGGUUACCACUGAGAAGGUUUUGAGACAGAUGCGAAAGUUACCCUGGCAGGACCAAGAAGUGAAAGACUAUGUAAUUUGUUGUAUGAUAAACAUCUGGAAUGUGAAAUAUAAUAGUAUUCAUUGUGUAGCCAACCUCUUAGCAGGACUAGUGCUCUACCAAGAAGAUGUUGGAAUCCAUGUUGUGGAUGGAGUUUUAGAAGAUAUUCGAUUAGGAAUGGAGGUUAAUCAACCUAAAUUUAAUCAGAGACGUAUCAGCAGUGCCAAGUUCUUAGGGGAACUUUAUAAUUACCGAAUGGUGGAAUCGGCUGUUAUUUUUAGAACUCUUUAUUCUUUUACUUCAUUUGGUGUUAACUCUGAUGGCUCUCCAAGUUCACUGGACCCUCCUGAGCACCUUUUCAGAAUUCGACUAGUGUGCACUAUUUUGGAUACCUGUGGCCAGUACUUUGACAGAGGUUCCAGUAAACGAAAACUCGAUUGCUUCCUUGUGUAUUUUCAGCGUUAUGUUUGGUGGAAGAAAAGUUUGGAGGUUUGGACAAAAGACCAUCCAUUUCCUAUUGACAUAGAUUACAUGAUCAGUGAUACACUAGAACUGCUAAGACCAAAGAUCAAACUCUGUAAUUCUCUGGAAGAAUCCAUCAGGCAGGUACAAGACUUGGAACGAGAAUUCUUAAUAAAACUAGGCCUAGUAAAUGACAAAGAUUCAAAAGAUUCUAUGACAGAAGGAGAAACUCUUGAAGAGGAUGAUGAAGAAGAAGAAGGAGGAGUAGAAACAGAAGAACAGUCUGGAAAUGAAAGUGAAGUAAAUGAACCAGAAGAAGAGGAGGGUUCUGAUAAUGAUGAGGAUGAAGGAGAGGAAGAAGAGGAAGAGAAUACAGAUUAUCUUACAGAUUCAAAUAAGGAAAAUGAAACUGAUGAAGAAAAUACAGAGGUAAUGAUCAAAGGAGGUGGACUUAAGCAUGUACCUUGUGUAGAAGAUGAGGACUUCAUUCAAGCACUGGAUAAAAUGAUGCUAGAAAAUCUUCAGCAGCGAAGUGGCGAAUCAGUUAAAGUACACCAACUUGAUGUUGCUAUUCCCUUGCACCUCAAAAGCCAGCUGAGAAAGGGGCCCCCACUCGGUGGUGGGGAGGGAGAGGCCGAGUCCGCAGACACAAUGCCGUUCGUCAUGUUAACAAGAAAAGGCAAUAAACAGCAGUUUAAGAUCCUUAAUGUGCCCAUGUCUUCCCAACUUGCUGCAAACCACUGGAACCAGCAGCAGGCAGAACAAGAAGAGAGGAUGAGAAUGAAAAAGCUCACACUAGAUAUCAAUGAACGGCAAGAACAAGAAGAUUAUCAAGAAAUGCUGCAGUCUCUUGCCCAGCGCCCAGCUCCAGCAAACACCAACCGGGAGCGGCGGCCACGAUACCAGCACCCAAAGGGAGCACCUAAUGCGGAUCUAAUCUUUAAGACUGGUGGGAGGAGACGUUGAUCCAGCAGCACGUGUCAUUUCAUUAGGUCCUGUAUCUGAUGUUGUGGAUAGUGGAGUCCUCCAGCAAUUGAAUGAGAGCAGUGGACACAUCUCAGCAUGUCGGUCUAGAGAGUUGCGAAUCCAAACCUGGGACAGGCUGGGGCCAUGAGGCGGGAACAGCAGCCUCUGCCAACACCGGAACAAGCCGACGCUUCCAGAUGAGGCAUAAACGGCCUUUUGUAACGGAAAUCACGUGAGGGUUAAUCUUCUCUUGAGAAUAGCAGUCAAGAAAUGAGACGGUUAACUUGACUCCUGAGCAGUUACACCCAGAAGAGCGGCAGUGAGAUGACUGAGCCGGAGAAGAAAGGGUUGUAAUGGUAAUGGUAUGGGGGAAACGAACUUGAGUUUUAAACUUGAUUUGAGUUACAGUGUCUCUGAAUUGAACAUCUCAUGUUGAAAGAAGAUACAUUUGGGGGCUCCAGGACUACAGUAGAAAAGUAUAGAGCAAGCAGUAAAAUCUUCUAGUAAAAACUUACAUGCAGGACAACAAAAUGAUGAAAGAUAACUAAAUACCAGGUAAUCUACCAGAAAGGCUUUUGUUUAGGAAUUUGCUUCAAGAAGAACAAGGGAUGAGGGAGAAAAAUCAGUUUUAUCCAUCAGGGUCAGUGAUAUAAAAUUGCCUGCUAGGGUGAAAGAAAAAUGUGAAGACUGUUAGUAUACACAGAGCAUGGAUUCAGAUGGCUUAGGGAAGUCUGACACCAGCCUGAGAAGAGGGACACCGAGCCCAUUGUAAGUAUCAUUGGAAACAGCGUGCCAGUCAGCAUGUCACAGGAAAAGGAUGAAGGACAACAAGCAGUGGAUCGGAAGACUUUGUUGACCUUCAUGGGUUUACAGCCUCUGUCUCUAAACAAAGUAUGGAAACAGUAGAGCUUUUGUUUUGCUUUUGUUUUUGUUUUGUUUUGUUCCACCCUCCCAUCCACUCCCCCCAAAUAGAAAUAAGGAUUCUUAGUCUGUUUCUGGCAAUCUGUUAAUUUAUUAGGAUAGUUGUCUUUCGUUUGCUUUCCAAUAGGCGUAGUAAAUUUAGUUAAAGAGCACAUCUGUAAGCUACAACUUGAUUACAUCUUUUUUUCUAGCUAUUUUGCAUUUUUUCUUUUACCAUGUUUCAGUUUCUGCAUGUAGAAUUAAAUAAGAAACAAAACUUGUAAAGUUGUAACAUUUCACUUGGAAAUGCUGCCCGAACUUCACCAGCUUCAAAAAUCUGACCUUUGCCGAUGCUGCAAUAAAGUGUUGUAAUUUAGA
Hipposideros armiger (great roundleaf bat) is the source of this 5161-nucleotide messenger RNA. It is a transcript of the gene UPF2, whose product is annotated as UPF2 regulator of nonsense mediated mRNA decay. The record is from RefSeq and is a predicted model, not a curated record. Gene Ontology annotation, molecular function: RNA binding; protein binding. NCBI's taxonomy places the organism in Eukaryota, Metazoa, Chordata, Mammalia, Chiroptera, Hipposideridae. The coding region runs from base 116 to 3883 and encodes 1255 amino acids. The transcript is spliced from 22 exons. Gene Ontology annotation, biological process: nuclear-transcribed mRNA catabolic process, nonsense-mediated decay. Gene Ontology annotation, cellular component: cytoplasm; exon-exon junction complex.